Molecule: messenger RNA, 1401 nt
Organism: Paramecium tetraurelia
Lineage: Eukaryota; Ciliophora; Oligohymenophorea; Peniculida; Parameciidae
Exons: 2
Source: RefSeq, a predicted model, not a curated record
AUGAGAGAGAAUGUAAGCAAGGCUACGGGUAAAAGAAAUGAUAGCAUUGAUUAUUAAUUGCUUACUGAUUUAAGGAAAACACAUAGAGAACUAUAUAGAAGUAUAGAAGGAAAUAGGAGAGUAAAUUAAUUGGAAAAAGAUCAAUUAGACAAAUAGACAAUCAAUUCUGAAUGCUUGAAGUAUUCUAACACCUAAUUGCAAUAACAAAUAGGGCAAUUCAAAGCCUUACAAACACAUCAUUAUAAUUAAAUUAGAAGAUAACUUGAUUUGGAAGGUAAGAAUCCAUUGGAUCACAAUAAAGAAAUACUACAUAAAUUGGAGACUGAAUUAGAAGUAAGAAGAGAAAAGAAGAAAAAACAUGAAGAAAUUACUAGCGAGUUCGAGCAUCUACAAUCACAGUAUGAUUAAAAGAAAUCACAAUAUUUCUAAGUUUUGCCAGACUUACUGAAACAAACAUAAUCGCAUCUUAUACCUACUUUGAAUAUAUUUGAAAUCCCUCAUCUAGCACUUCCAUCUCAAUAAGAAUUCUUUUAAUAAUUACCUUAACCAUUACAUUAAAUUUAUUAAAAAUUACAAACCAAAUUCUUACAAUUAGAAAUCAUUUCACACCCUAUCUCAGACAGCUUCUAUAAAUUAUCCCAAUUUGAAUUGAAAGUAACUAUCGAACAAGGCCUAUUUGAUCAAAUUGCAUUAAAUUAUUUGGGAGUUAAGUAGGAAUCCUUUUAUGAAAAUAUCUACCCCUUCUCAUUCAGUAUCAGAUACUUUACCACUUUAGAUAAGAUUGUAUUUUAAGUGGAUCGAAAUAAUCAAAUCUCAUCAGAGGAACUCUUUUGUGGGUUAUUUAAAGGAGAUCCUGGUGAACCAAUAAUCGUAAAUGCGAAGAGUGAUGAAGAAAUUAAUAUUAAUAAUAAAUAUAUGACUUUUCGAUGGGCUAAACUAUUGACUGGAUUUGAAUUGAGUCCUCAGGAAUUCUAUCUAUAAUUGUAGAAAAGAAUAUACAACAUAUAAUUAAUCAAAAUUCAAUUGCAAAAAUUGUAAAGAAAUGAAUUGCUUACUAAUUUCCCUGGAUUGAAUUUUGAAUAGGGGUUUUAAUUAAAAUAUUUUGGUAAUUCUCAAAUAAAUGAUGACUCUCCUUUUUGGUAUAAGCUUUGUUAAGGGGAAAGUUUGAUUUACAAACAAAACAAGGACACUACCUUAUUGGUCGAAGAUAAAACUUUAUAAUCAUAUAUUUAAUUAAAUUAUAGAUUUGAAGGCCAAGCUGAACAUCUUCAUGACUGCUACAAAAUGUUAUUAGCUAAGGAUGACUAAUAAAUAGAGAUCGGUAUCAUAGUACCGCUGAGUUAUCCUCAAUAUACGUUAUUAGAUUAUAUCUACUUAAAGUAUUAAUAUUUCACAAUAUGA